CAACCAUCAAAAGCCGACAUGUUGCAAUCAAGAGUGGGGAGAACCUUCAGAUCGCGCUGCUCUACAGCGACACAGUUCGCGAGCUGGAACAGGAGCUCCACCACUGCAGGGAGCCGCCGCGUGUACUUUAGGCCCACGACACGCGCCGCGAGCUUGCAAACACGUGCCCAUCAUGGCCAACCAACAUUUUCGAAACGAACUUCUCUGAACACCCCACGGGCACAAGCAAAUCGUCGGAAUGGGCCAGCUCCGAUUUUAUUACAGUCAGCUUUCCCCAAGAAGACCUUUGUUUUCGUCGUCAUUCUCGCCGGGCUCAUAUAUUACCUGGGUGAGGAGAUAGAUCUGGGCUGGACCGACGAUGUUAUGAACAGCUUCGCGGUCGACGAUGCAGGUGUCACUCCGCUCCAAUUUUUCGCGAAUAAAGAAGAGCUGGAUCACUUUGUGGCUCAUCACGUCCCGGACACAACCGGGGCACUCAAGGACCCGCAGAUUGCCCAAUUCUUCAGCGAGAACUUUGACAAACUGGCUGGCGGGUGGAAGAUGAGUGAGAAAGACGCAGCCGAAGAGGACAUGCCGGUCACACAUGGUUGCCGCUUCAAGAGCAACGAGCCCUGCGAAGACUACUACGCCUUGGGCACGUCUCCCGGCCCCGGCGCGCAGCCCUGGAACUACUGGAGCAUCAUGGACGGCCAUGCCGGGCGCCACACAGCAUUGUUUCUGCAAUGGAAGCUGAUCCCGUCCGUGUCCAGCGCUCUGCUCGCUCUCCCCUCACACUCGUCCGCCUUCGAAGUCGAAUCCACUAUCAAAAACACCUUCCUGCGCGUCGACAAGCAGAUCAUGGACUCCGCCCGCACAGCAGCAAACUGGUUCCCUGCCGCCAAUGCUGCCGCCAUCUCCGCCCUCACACCCGCCCUAUCAGGCUCUUGCGCGCUCCUCGCCGCUUUCGACCCCUCCAGCUCCACCCUGCACGUUGCAUGCACAGGCGACUCGCGCGCCGUGCUCGGCCGCUGGGACCCCUCGUCCCAGCGCUACACCACACUCCCCCUCUCUGAGGACCAAACCGGCUUCAACGAAAAGGAAGUAGCGCGCCUCGCCGCCGCACACCCCGACGAGCCCGACAUCAUCGACCCCAAGACCGGCCGCCUGAUGGGCAUCGCCGUGACGCGUGCCUUCGGCGAUCACCGCUGGAAAUGGGAAACGGACUUUGUGCGCGCCGUGCAAGCGAAGUUCUGGGGCUCUGCGCCGCGGCCCAAGGCCGUGUCGCAGCCGUACAUGACGGCGGAGCCGGAGGUUACGGAGACAGAGGUUGUACGUGUGGCGAAGGGCGAGGACGGGCGCCGCAGGAGCGACUUUAUGAUCAUGGCGUCGGAUGGCUUGUGGGACCGCAUUUCGUCCGAGCACGCAGUGGAGUGUGUGGAGCGCUGGAUCGAGGCGCGGGAUCGCGGGAAUGGGGAGGUCAAAAACGAUCCACAGUUGCAGGCCCAACCGUCGCAGUUUGGUAAUCCGAUGGCUGAGGAUCCGGGGAUGACGUUCGACGCUGCGACAGGCGAACAGGUCGAGUGGAAGGCGACGCCGGAGUACUUCGCGAUUGAGGAUGAGAAUGCUGCGGUUUGUCUUGCGCGGAACGCAAUGGGUGGGUCGAGGCGAGGGCUCUUUAUGGGCGUGUUGAGUGUACCGCCGCCGAUGGGACGGUAUGCUGUGGAUGACACCACGAUCAUGGUAGUCUUCUUCGACAAGCUGGACAAGAGCGCAGUUUCGUCUGCACCGAAGGCAACAGGAGUGAAGAAGAGUUGGUGGAAGCUGUGGUGACGAGAGAAUUGUGAAGAGUUG
This is a messenger RNA of Boeremia exigua, 1830 nucleotides long. Its product is annotated as phosphatase 2C-like domain-containing protein. The record is from RefSeq and is a predicted model, not a curated record. Gene Ontology annotation, biological process: protein dephosphorylation. Gene Ontology annotation, molecular function: protein serine/threonine phosphatase activity. The transcript has a single exon. The coding region runs from base 19 to 1809 and encodes 596 amino acids. Lineage: Eukaryota; Fungi; Ascomycota; Dothideomycetes; Pleosporales; Didymellaceae.